This is a messenger RNA of Erigeron canadensis, 1273 nucleotides long. RefSeq names its product MADS-box protein SOC1. The transcript is spliced from 8 exons. NCBI's taxonomy places the organism in Eukaryota, Viridiplantae, Streptophyta, Magnoliopsida, Asterales, Asteraceae. Gene Ontology annotation, cellular component: nucleus. Gene Ontology annotation, biological process: positive regulation of transcription by RNA polymerase II. Bases 256 to 912 code for a protein of 218 amino acids. The record is from RefSeq and is a predicted model, not a curated record. Gene Ontology annotation, molecular function: DNA-binding transcription factor activity, RNA polymerase II-specific; RNA polymerase II cis-regulatory region sequence-specific DNA binding; protein dimerization activity.
UACACACAUAAAAGAGGACUCAAGCACCAAUCAAUCACUUCAACCUACCUCAACCAUUGGCAAUUUUAGGCCAAUCCCUAUCUCUCUAGGGUUCCUUGUGGGCUAAUUUUAAGGUUACCUCUUUUCCAAUUUUAAAAUCCACAUACUCACCACAAAGUACAAGCCCCAUUGCAUAUUAUACAGCUUAUCAAAGAACCACAUUUCUUGAAAAGUUAUAGGGUAAAUUAAUAAAGGUAAUAAAAGUCUAGCUACAAGAUGGUGAGAGGGAAGACACAAAUGAGGAGGAUUGAGAAUGCUACAAGUAGGCAAGUGACCUUCUCCAAAAGGAGGAAUGGGUUGCUAAAAAAGGCUUUUGAACUUUCUGUGCUUUGUGAUGCUGAAGUUGCUUUGGUCAUCUUCUCCCCUAGAGGCAAACUUUAUGAAUUUGCUAGCUCCAGCAUGCAGGAGACAAUUGAACGAUAUAGAGCUCAUGUAAAAGAUGUUCAAACAGAUACUUCAAGUGUAGAAGAUGUUCAGCAUUUGAAGGAUGAAACAGCUAGCAUGGCAAAGAAGGUAGAGCUCCUAGAAGUAGCAAAAAGGAAACUUUUGGGGGAAGGAUUGGGAACAACCAGCAUGGAAGAACUACUGCAGAUUGAACAGCAGCUAGAAAGGAGUGUACGCAUAAUUCGAGCACAAAAGAUGCAAGUGUACAAUGAACAGAUCCAGCAACUACGCUCAAAGGAGAAAAUGCUAGCAGAUGAAAAUGCAAUACUUACGGAGAAGUGUCAAAACCAAAAGGAUCAAGUGAUCAUCACAGAAGAAACGAGAUCAGUAGACUUGCGUGUUUUAGAAAAUGGGGAGAACUCGGAUGUGGAAACCGAAUUAUUCAUUGGACCACCGGAGACGAGAAUCAAGCAAAGGUGGCUCAAGUAACCUCAUCCAUCUAUCUAUCUAUGCAUGGUAGAUAUAUAUACGCACAUAUAUCUUUAAUUAAUUAAUCAUUAAUAUAUAUAUCAAUCAUCAUAUCGAUCAAUAUCACUUUUCAUGUUACCAAUAUGCUAUAUUAUGAUGCAUGUACAUGCUUCAAAAGCAUGCAAUGUUAGUUGUUGUAUUGCAACAAAAAUUUUCAAUUAUUGAACGAUUUGAAGUCCUCUAAAAACAUGUAUCAGACUUUAUUAAUUAGCUGGAACUCGUAAUUAGCUAGUUCUUUUAAUUGCCGCUAUAAAGAAUGAUUAUUGUACAUAUAUAUAUAUGACCAUUUAUAACGUGUUCAUGCAAACUUUUUGUAUUCCAA